Hyalella azteca is the source of this 2391-nucleotide messenger RNA. RefSeq names its product chitobiosyldiphosphodolichol beta-mannosyltransferase-like (gene Alg1). Gene Ontology annotation, cellular component: endoplasmic reticulum. The coding region runs from base 184 to 1581 and encodes 465 amino acids. The record is from RefSeq and is a predicted model, not a curated record. Gene Ontology annotation, molecular function: mannosyltransferase activity. Lineage: Eukaryota; Metazoa; Arthropoda; Malacostraca; Amphipoda; Hyalellidae. The transcript is spliced from 2 exons.
ACGAAGUGAGGUCGACGAGUUCACAUCUUCUAUAUCUUAAUGCGGAUGAAGCACUAGAGGUGCAUGUCCGCAUGUAGUCGUAGUUCGUAUAGCUGACGCCGCCUGGGUUGAACUGACCUCUCGUCUCAGUACCUACAAGGCUACACGACUUGUAGUUCCGGUGACCGGUGUUUGCAUGCCAUCAUGCCUACCAGUGACAAAACAUCAAGGGAAGUAGAACAAGGAGGCAACAAUAACCCUGCGGAGUCAACGAGCAGAGGUUGCGUGAGCGUCGUCGUGGUCGGUGAUGUCGGCCACUCCCCCCGCAUGGCUUAUCAUGCGCUAUCCUUUGCUCAAGAAAAUUAUGAUGUAAAUUUAGUGGGGUACAUGGGCUCUCGACCUCAAGAAGAGUUGCUGAGCCAUCCCAAAAUUUCAAUUGUUCCUUUGAGGAAAGUUCCUUCCUGCCUCAACAGUUUGCCAAAUCUGAUUAGGUUUGUUUUUCGUGUUUUAUGGCAAGCUUUCUCGUUGUGGUUCACACUUUUAUUAUCAAAGCGUCCGCAAUAUCUGAUGCUACAAAACCCUCCUUGUGUGCCUGCUCUGCCUGUAUGCUGGCUCUACUGCCUCAUUUUUCGUGUGCGUCUUAUAUUGGACUGGCAUAAUUAUGGCUACAGUAUCCUCGCUUUGACAUUAGGACAAAGACAUCCGCUUGUGCACGUUUAUAAAACAAUUGAGAAAGUUUUCGGCAGAAUGGCGUCUGCCGGGCUGUGCGUGAGCCGUGCCAUGAAGGACGAUCUCAAGAGGAGCUGGGGCGUGGAUCACAUUACUGUUCACUACGAUAGACCCCCAUUGCGUUUCCAGCCAAUAUCUGUUGAGGCCAAACACGAUCUCUUCCUUAAGCUAUCAUCUCAACUGCCGUGCUUUAGUGGCAGCGCUCCAGAUAAAACAGUCUUCACUGAACGUUUCGCGGACGGUCGCGUUUCUCAUAGUGAAGACCGACCGGCUCUGCUAGUUUCAUCCACGAGCUGGACAGAAGAUGAAGACUUUUCUGUUUUAUUACGCGCCCUCACUGCUUAUGAGGACCGCGCCUCACUCAAGCCUGAGCAAUACCCGCGCCUCAUUGUUGUUGUUACCGGAAAAGGGCCCUUAAAGGACUACUACUUAAACCUGGCACGGCGAUGUGAUUGGCAAACUGUGCAGUUGGAAACGGUGUGGCUUGAGCCCGAAGAUUAUCCACGACUGCUUGCAGCUGCUGACGUUGGCCUCAGUCUGCACACCUCAAGUUCGGGCUUUGAUUUACCCAUGAAGGUUGUGGAUAUGUUUGGUUGUGGCUUGCCAGUCAUUGCUCAGUACUACCCUACCAUCGAGGAGCUCGUCAAACCAAACAUUAACGGUGUGACUUUCAAGAAUGACGAAGAACUUGCUGAUCGUCUUCUCUCUUGGUUUAGAGGAUUCCCUCACAGUGAAAGUCACCAGAAACGACGUGCUGCCAUGCUAGAAAACAUCGAACACUUUAGGCGACUUCGCUGGCACGAGUGCUGGCAGUGCAACGUGAUGCCGCUCUUCAGCGACCGCUGCUCCUUGCCUCCAGAGCGUCCUGAGUAGUUAGGCGAUCAUUGGAGGUUCUUCAUCAAAUAUCUAACGGUAGCAUAAACUUACCUUUCUUUGUAUUGGAUUUUUAUCUACUUACAACUCUGAUAUAUUCAAAUUCUGCUGCUAAUUUUGUAUGAAAAUUUAAUAUCGGAGCACUGGCCGAAUUUUACUGGCGUUUCUUGGAGUAAUUCUUGUGUCAGUCUAUCGAAAAAUUGAAAUUAUUUGUAACGAAUUCAAGUCUGGAUGUCAUCACCACGGAAUGUUUGCAGUGAAAAACGUAACGUGCUGUCUAAAGACAUUCGAAGCUGAAGCCUUCUGAGGAGAGAUUGUGGACGUGAAUCAUUUUUCCUUCACGACUUUAUUUUGUGAACUAAACUCAAUCUUGAGGGUUCGUUGAUGACAGAAUAAAGGAGGACUCUGUAUUGGUGUCUUUAUAGUCUGCGGUGUUUGUUAUUUGUGUUGUUGAAUUUUUUGUUUCACAUCUCUUUAUUUUUGCUUUGAUUUUAAGGAGCACAUAAGUAGAUACGACAGAACUUCUGAAGGUCUGAGCUAAUUUUUGUCUUUUAAACUUGACCGGUUAUUGAAUGUGAUUUGUUGUUAUCCUUCCUGUACACGACCUGACGAGUGGCGCUUGGUAUCAUAGUAAUUUUUCUGCGUUUUCCAUUGCGUGUUCUUUUUCUGUUCCUCUUGUGUGCUAUAACCUUUAUUUGUGCGUUUCCUGACAGUGUAAAGCAUAUAUGUUUUUGUUACCUUUUUCCUGAUGAACUUUUAUCACUAUCAUUGAGGGCAUUAGUUUCUCGAUCAGCAUGACUAAGAGAAAUA